Messenger RNA from Anopheles aquasalis, 802 nucleotides. RefSeq names its product 32 kDa beta-galactoside-binding lectin lec-3-like. Lineage: Eukaryota; Metazoa; Arthropoda; Insecta; Diptera; Culicidae. Gene Ontology annotation, molecular function: galactoside binding; carbohydrate binding. The record is from RefSeq and is a predicted model, not a curated record.
GUGCUGCACAUCGGUUCUGCGUCGAGUUGUCGUUUUGAAAUUAAUAUGGUGCCAUGCUCGCUCCCCGACCAAGGAUUAAAAGAAUUCGGUUCGAUAAUCAAGGCACACGUGAUCGAUAAGAUAAAAUUUGGAACUUGUUAAGACGUCGGUAGAAUGCAGGCGAGGAUAACACAGCGGUAUUCAAGGUUCAAUUCUUUUGUCGCAAUAACGUGCCGGCCGUUGGAACUCGUCGAGAUUCCGUCCAAUCAUUCGUUUUGUACUCUUCUCAUCCGACUGUGAAGCAUGGCUUUAAUGUUACCCCUUUUCAACCCGGACCUGCCAUGUUUGGGUGCGCUUUUGGGUGGCAUGCAAAUAGGAAAACGAAUCAUCAUUCAAGGAACCGUAACGGAACCCAGAUUCAACAUCAAUCUACAGCUUGGGCCAGAGGUAUCGCCGCGGGAUGAUACGGCACUGCAUCUGAGCAUUCGACCUAGUGAACAAACGAUCGUGCGCAACAGUUUCGUCAGUCAGACCUGGCAGGAGGAGGAACGAUUCGGUGAUUGUCCGAUUAGCGUUGGGCAACCGUUCACUCUCGAGAUUCGCGUGGAAGAAUUUAACUUUGUGAUAUUCAUUAACGAUGAAUGGUACUGCACCUUUCAACAUCGACAACCGGUCGAGAUGGUGAACUUUAUUCAUCUGGGCACAGGUGCCACUAUUGAUUCUGUCAUGGAGACGUUCUAGUGUCCGCUGUAUGCUUCUUAUUAUUAGUCUGUGUAUGAUAUUGAACAGCUUUCAGUUGAAAUAUACCACAUAGUAUCCGAAA